ACGAAGGUGAGCAUGUCGAACUUCUCUCUGGUGGGAGAUGGCGGGGAGGAGGAGGAGGAGACCAACACGCUGAUCUCCGACGACUCCAUGUCUGUCAAGUCAACCCGCUGGAGGGAUGUGGGAGGAGGGAGAGUGUGGAACCCGCUCUCGAUCUCUCAUCCGCCCAGUUGGAGGAAAAACUUAAAGGUGCAUUUCCGUUCUCACAUCGAGAAGAUGAUCAGCGGUAAGAAGACACGAGUCGCCGACCCGGUCGAGGGGACGCAGAAGAAGGGGGACGAGGGCGAGGCCGAUCGUAGCGACACUGCAGCCUUUGCUGGAGAGAACAGCCUGAGCGAGCAACCCUUGCAUGAUGUAGAUGUGAAGAUGAAGGAUGACUUCAACCUGACGGCUUCGCUCCUUCAAAUCCCCGUCGAGAACGUGGAACAGGCGCGAGACGAGCAGGACGAGGAGCAAGAUCAGCAAGAUGGGCAGGAUGGGCAGGAUGAUAAGGAUGGGCAGGACAAGCAGGGUGAUCAGGAUGAACCCAAGGUUGCGGAUGCGACUGCGGGAACAGAAACAAAUGAAACCGGGGAGAGCGAAGACAUGAACAUUGAGGAAUCACGCAGUGGAUUGUCUUACGAAAACGAGCCGUAUAUAAUGCCAAAGUACCGAUAUCAUAGAAAGUUGGAAGGAGAGCAUGACGAGCGGAUCAAGGAGAUCAAAGAG
This is a messenger RNA of Guillardia theta CCMP2712, 705 nucleotides long. RefSeq lists its product as hypothetical. The transcript is spliced from 2 exons. The record is from RefSeq and is a predicted model, not a curated record. NCBI's taxonomy places the organism in Eukaryota, Cryptophyceae, Pyrenomonadales, Geminigeraceae. The annotation marks the transcript as partial.